CUCAUAGGUAGCCAUGGAGAUCCAGGUUCGAAUCCUAAUUGAGCCAGGAAACUCUAUGAAUCAAUUUCCUUUUUUUCAGCCAGACCUACGUUACAGGGUUGUUGUAACAACAAAGGAAAAGGCAGAGAGCUGUCAUGAGCUCAACUAGAGCUCCACGAUUUCAAGAUUUGGGCCUUCUUCUCCAAACUUUAGGACAAGAGGGAGGACGUUCAAGGAGAUAGUCGUCUUGAAAAGUGGACAUAUAUUUAUUCUAUCCAUAAAUCAGUUUGGUCCUUGUAACAUCAUCUGGGUCUGCUGAAAUCUCAGCCUAGUAAACAUAGGUAGAACUGAUAUAAACAACUAACUAACCAGGAGCUAAAUAGCUGAAGACACCAGAUCUUCUCUAAUUUUGGAAACGGAGCAAGGUCAGACCUUCUUAAUAAUUGCACAGAAGACUACCAAGGAAUACCUAGUUGUAUUCCAGAGGAAGGUCAUGGCAAACCACCUUUGAGUAUUCCCUUGCCUAUGAAAACCCUUUGAAACUUAUGGGGUCACCAUAAAUCAACAGGUGACUUGAAGGUACAUGUAUAGCUAACUGUUAUCUAUUUUUCUCUCCCCUCCCCAGACUUAUGGAUAACCUUUCCUCUACGAAUGAGCUGCUACAAAAUGGAUCUAAUGGAUCAACAUGUGAAAUUGAGGAUGGCUUCUUAGCCGUGACUCUUCCUAUCACUUACUCCAUCAUCUCCAUCAUCGGCUUCUUCAGCAACACCCUGGCUCUCUGGGUCUUCUUUUAUGGCACCCGGAAGAUGAACUCCAUCAUGGUGUACCUGAAGAAUCUUGCCAUGGCGGACCUCUUGCUUGCCCUUUGCCUGCCCUUCCGGGCCACUUACCAGAACCAGAUCGGGCCCCCAAUCCUCUGCAAAGUGGUUGGCAUCAUCUUCUACCUCACCAUGUAUGUUAGCAUCUUCCUCCUGAGCCUCAUCAGCUUGGACCGCUAUCUCAAAAUCACCCGGCCCCUCCAGCAAUACCGCAUCCACACCGUGCCGCACAGCACCACCGCAUCCAGAGUGGUGUGGCUCCUUUGUGCUGGUUCAAUGCUGCCUUUCUUUUUCGAUAGCGGCGAGAGCGGACCCUGUAUUCACAGAUGCUUUCAUUUCAAGAAUAGAGGGACACUAGGAUCCGUCUUCAACAUGUUGGCAGUUGCCACCUUCUUCCUCCUGUUGCUCUUUUUCUUCUUCUCUUACAGCAAAAUUUCCCUGAAGCUCCGCGCCAUCACCUUAAAGAACUCUAAGAAGACUAGCACCAGAGUCAUACUCAAGACUUUUGUGGUCCUGGCCGUCUUCGUGAUGUGCUUCACCCCAUACCACAUUGUCCGAGUGCCAUACAUUCUUGCCCAGGUGGGGGUCAUUCCCACCACAGAAAGCAGACAGGCCCUCCACCUGGCAAACGAGAUGGUCCUUUGCAUCUCGGCGCUCAACUGUUGCUUCGACCCGGUGAUUUUCUUCUUCCUGUCCAGCAGUUUCAAGAGAGCCACGUUGGCUUCCACCCGUGGGAAGCUCAAGAGAGCACUCCAGAAGAACCAGGGAGUCUUGAACCCCAAAAAAUCCACCUCAGAAUUUAGGAUCCAGAGAAUCGAGGUACUGGGUCUGAGAGAGUCUAUGGAAGAUACAAAUGAAGAGACCAACACAUUUGGGAGGAGGUAGCAAAAUGGAGUCUUCAAUGUCUUCCAGAUGGGAUAUAUUCCUGGAAAAAUAAAGAGUGACGGUCUCCGACCAUAGUCUUCUAAUCAUUCCUGUUAGUGCUCUUCAACUGUAAGAUAUAUACAGCACUGCUACUGCCUGCAUAUGCUUUGCAAGCUUAUGUGCUAACUCAGCCCAAAGACUGUAUUUACGUGAGAUAAGAACUUGGUGUGGCAUCCCAACAAUGGACGAGGCCAAAAAGUGGCACAAAAGAUGCUCACAUAUUUAUAUGAAGCUCUUAGCAACUCAGAGAAGAAGCUGUAUCUGGAUUGCACAAUUAUACCAGGUAGAUACCAGUAUAACUUCCAAAGCUCCAUCCUCAAAAAUUCUGGUAUUUGGAGUUUGGUUUAGUAAAAGGUAAAGGUAUAGGUUUCCCCUGGGCAUUAAGUCUGAUCAUGCCCAACUCUGGGGGUUGGUGCUAAUUUUUGUUUCUAAGCUGAAGAGCCAGAGUUGUCCAUAAACACCUCCAAGGUCAUAUGGCCAGCAUGACUUCAUGGAGCACUGUUACAUUCCCAUUAUUUUCCUGCCAAAGCGGUACCUAUUGAUUUACUCACAUUUGCAUGUUUUCAGACUGCUAGGUUCGCUGAAGCUGAGGCUAACAGCAGGAGCUCACUCCACUCCCUGGAUUUGAACUGCUGACCUUUCAGGCAGCAAGUUCAGCAGAUCAGUGGUUUAACCUGCUGUGCCACCAGGAGCAGUACUUUGGUGCAGUAUUUUGGUCAAAUAUGUAAAUUUCAUUUCAACUUUUGGUAAAACAGAAUCCUUUAAAGACAGAGGAAUGCUGUGCUUUGCUGGAAAAAUUCAACAUUUGAUGUCAGACUUGUUCUGUUCAAUAGAUGGAUACUAAUUUU
This is a messenger RNA of Anolis sagrei ordinatus, 2569 nucleotides long. Its product is annotated as probable G-protein coupled receptor 34. Gene Ontology annotation, molecular function: oxysterol binding; platelet activating factor receptor activity. Gene Ontology annotation, biological process: chemotaxis; G protein-coupled receptor signaling pathway. Gene Ontology annotation, cellular component: membrane. Lineage: Eukaryota; Metazoa; Chordata; Lepidosauria; Squamata; Anolidae. The record is from RefSeq and is a predicted model, not a curated record.